Chlamydomonas reinhardtii is the source of this 3635-nucleotide messenger RNA. RefSeq lists its product as uncharacterized. Lineage: Eukaryota; Viridiplantae; Chlorophyta; Chlorophyceae; Chlamydomonadales; Chlamydomonadaceae. Gene Ontology annotation, biological process: aspartyl-tRNA aminoacylation. The transcript is spliced from 16 exons. Gene Ontology annotation, molecular function: ATP binding; aspartate-tRNA ligase activity; nucleic acid binding. Bases 227 to 2146 code for a protein of 639 amino acids. The record is from RefSeq and is a predicted model, not a curated record. Gene Ontology annotation, cellular component: cytoplasm; mitochondrion.
GAUACCUAGGCGACGCCGCUUACCGGGUCGUAAGUGCUAUCGCCAGUUGCAUAACAUAAUGCUGACCUCCAGAGCCCCUUGCGGGCAGCAUCGCCGCGCAGAUGGAUUAAAUUCUCGUCCAUUUACCGCUAGCACGAGCGCGCCGCGUGUCCCAGUUGCUUCUCGCGCUGCGGAGCGGACGGCUGAGUCGAGCGGUCGCUCGCUUGCUCUGCCCCUGCCGCUGCAUAUGCAGCGAUGUGGUACUCUAGCUCGCAGCUCGGUUGCUUCUCCGGAGGCUCAGGCGCAGCAUGCGCCCGGUGACAACCAUGCAUCGGCAAGCGAGUCGCUCAUGUCCUCACAGUUGACUUGGCCCAGCCGCUCGCACGGCUGCGGGGCUGUCACGACAGCAGAUAUUGGCUCGAAGGUCACCAUCUGCGGCUGGGUGGACCGCAAUCGCGAUAUGGGCGGCGUGCAGUUCUUUGACGUGCGCGACCACUCCGGCCUCCUGCAGGUCAUCUGCGAGCCGCAGAGCGUGGCUCCAGAGGUGUCCCGCACCGCCUCUCGCCUGCGCAAUGAGUACGUGGUGUGCGUGAAGGGCGUGCUGCGCGCGCGCAAGGAUCCCAACCCCAAGAUCCCCACCGGCCAGCUGGAGGUUCUGGCUGAGAGCGUGGACAUCCUGAACGUGGUGACGCGCUCGCUGCCCUUCCCCAUCAGCGAGGCGGAGGAGCAGGAGCCGCCCAAGGAGGACACGCGCCUCAAGAACCGAGUGCUGGACCUGCGCCGGCCCAAGAUGGCUGCCAACCUGCGCCUGCGCCACAAGCUGCUGCGGCUGAUCCGCACCUUCCUGGAAGACCGGCACGGCUUCAUGGAGGUGGAGACGCCCAUCCUCACGCGCUCCACACCCGAGGGAGCGCGGGACUACCUAGUGCCCUCGCGCGUGCAGCCUGGCGAGUGGUAUGCGCUGCCCCAGUCGCCUCAGCUGUUCAAGCAGAUGCUCAUGGUGGCGGGCAUGGACCGGUACUACCAGAUAGCGCGCUGCUUCAGGGAUGAGGACCUGCGCGCCGACCGCCAGCCUGAGUUCACGCAGCUGGAUAUCGAGGUGUCUUUCAUGGACGACAAGGCGCUGCAGAGCCUCAUGGAGGAGCUGGUGCUGCAGGUGUUCGACCAGAUCCUGGGUGUGACCCUGGCUGCGCCCUUCCGCCGCAUCAGCUACGCCGAGGCCAUGGACAAGUACGGCUCCGACAAGCCCGACCUCAGAUACGGGCUGGAGUUUGUGGACGUGUCGCCGGCAGUGGCGGGAUGCGGCUUCAAGGUGUUUGCUGGCGCGGUGGCUGACGGUGGCGUGGUCAAGGCCAUCCGGGUGCCGGACGGCAAGCGAAUCUCCAACACGCGCAUCAAGCCCAAGGGCGACAUCGCCAACGAGGCCGUGGCGGCGGGCGCCGCCGGCCUGGCCUCCAUCCGUGUGGCUGCUGACGGCUCGCUGGAUGCCGCCAAGGCCAUCAAGGAGGGGCUCAGCCCCGAGCAGGCGGCGCAGCUGAUGGCGGCCACAGGGGCGCAGCCGGGCGACCUGCUGCUGCUGGCGGCCGGCCCGCGCGACACCGUGCACCGGGCGCUGGACCGCGUGCGGCAGCUGCUGGGCCGAGACCUGGGACUCAUCAAGCCUGGCGACCACUCGCUGCUGUGGGUGGUGGACUUCCCCAUGUUCGAGUUCAACCCCGAGGAGGGCAGGUACCAGGCCAUCCACCACCCCUUCACCGCCCCCCGUCCCGACGACUGGGCCAGUGGUGACUACGUCAACGCACGCGCCCUGGCCUACGACCUCGUGUACAACGGAGUGGAGAUCGGCGGCGGCAGUCUGCGCAUCUACCGCCGCGACAUCCAGCAGAAGGUGUUCGAGCUCAUUGGCCUGACUCCCGCCGAGGCACAGUCCAAGUUUGGCUACCUGCUGGACUGCUUCGAGUACGGCGCGCCGCCCCACGGCGGCCUGGCGUUCGGGCUGGACCGCCUGGCCAUGCUGCUGGCUGGCGCGCCGUCCAUCCGCGACGUCAUCGCCUUCCCCAAGACCACGCAGGCGCAGUGCGCCCUCACGGGUGCGCCGGCCGCCGUGGCCGACAAGCAGCUAGUGGAGCUGUCCAUUGCUUCCACCGCGCCGCCCAAGCAGAACUAGUACGGCCGUGGUGGAGGAGGAACAGCGGCGCUGAGAGGCCGUGGUGCAGGAGGCAGGCAACAGGCAGGUAUUUGGUGAGGUGGACACAGUUGAACAGGAGGGCAGGGCUGAUGUGACGGAGGAGGAGGAGUUGGACGGUGGCAGAAACGGGGUGUGGGCGGUGAGCAUUGGUGAGCGGACAGCAGGUGGGCCAGGACCCAGGAGGGCUGGAGAGGAAGGAGGGGCAUGCAUUAGGAGGCGGAGACACAUGCGGGUGAUCAGGGUGCGCGCAGCGGGUGUGCGCUGAGCAUAGAUUGAGGCGUUGCGUGGCAGUCUUGGCCACGAGUUAGCACGUGAUGGCGGAAAUGAUGAAACAGUGGGAGAUUGGCUCAGGAAUUCGUUACGAAGGACCUUGCCAGCGGGACCGUGCACGCGUGCGCUUGGUUUGCGACGAUGCAUACCGAACGCUUCAAGGCCCUGGGGAAAGCACGUGUGGGCCGGUGCUACCGAAGCCUGAAGGCUGCGGGCGGAUGCAGGCAGAGCACCAAGAAGCUGUACAUGGACUUAUGCCGUCAUGCGCACUGAUGCGCACUGUGCCACUGUCAUAGAACCUGAAGUAGUGCGAUUAUUGCUUGCGGUAGGGGUCGGCAGAUGGGCAACAUGGGCAUCUAGCACGACGUGCGUUGCGGAACUAAUGCGUACGUAGACCAGAGCGGAAGGCGGAGUGGGCUUGCAGGCGGCACGAGAGCAGGCACGGAAUCCGCAUGAGCGCGCCAGCUGCCGCUUGAAGGCGCUUGACCUCCCUAGCCCCUGCUCCUCAGCGCCUGACAGGAAGGCUGCGACGUGCUCACAAGGUCUCACACAGACUCACGGCUAUGCCUUGGGGAUGCUUUCACGCGCUUGACAUUCCCGGGCCUAAACACGGGCCUAAAGCGCCAUUGUCGUACACAUUCGGGCCCCUCUUCUGCUUUGCUUCGCCUUGUUCUUGCCCCUGUUUGUCACACUGUCGCCCGGCCAUUGUUUUGCUGCACGCCGUUGCAUUACGCUAGUGCUCGUCUACACAGCUCAUCCGUGGACGCCGGUCGACUGCCUGCAGGUGCGCAUCGGCUAUGCUAUCCGCGCGGUGUGGCGUCGCAUUGAGUCUGGUUUCCAGUUUUACGGUAGGGACACAGGUCGGUGCUAAGUUUGGGGCUUGGCGCGCGUGUGGGCUUUCUCCUUGUCGGUUCGGCGCGGGUCGGGUUCUUGGGUUUGCGUUAAGGACGCUGGUUUUCGGGAGUGUGCUGUCCCGCCGGCCGUGUGUGGGGCGUGCGGUGCGUGAUCGCCGGCUUCUCGGCCGUCUUGUGGGUUGUGUGUGCGCGUGUGAGUGCCUGUUUGCGGCGGGCGCGUGUUGGCUGCGUGGGCGGGCUCCUUGGCGGGCUUUUCGUCCUGGCUGUUUUUUGCCCUGUGUGUGUGCGCGUGUCCCCUCUCCGCGCUCCCGUGCCGCAGGGCUGCUGGUUUUAAGACGCCGCCU